AUGUCUCUGGUAGUGAGCAAGGAGUGCCUGGAUACUGGGUCGAGAGUGCAGAUGUACAAGGAGGCAUCCAAUGGUGAACACAGCUUACAACAAAUGGAACUAGCUGAGAUAUCCAGCAAAAUUUCAAAUUGAGAUAAAUGGAGAGAAAUUUUUAGUUGCCAUGGGUUGGAAAUCAAUAAUACAAUUCACCAAAAAUACCAAGACAAUCACAAAUCUGAUUAUGACAACAAGGAUGGAAUGGAAGCAUCUCAGUUUAGAAGUUCCAAAAAGCAGGGACAGUUUCUAUCCACUAUCCCUUUCUUAAUCCCCAAACCGCUUACAGUCUCGUCAAACCUGGGCGGCCUGCCUAUCUCCCUAGAAAUGGCAGUGGGGCUCCGAAAAAUGUUAUUUGGAAACACAUUCCACGUCUUCAGCUAUGAAUGGAAAAAAUCAUGUUUCAAGUUCCACGCUCCAUAUUCUGAUCUAUCCUAUGCUUUGGAGGCAGAAAAGGGGGGAGCAAGAGCAAUUCUGAUGGCUGUACAGGUGUACAUCAUUAAAUACUGCUUGUUCGUAAGAAAUAGAGAGGAAAAUAUUCCCCUCCAAGGUUUAUGUGAAAUGAGCCAAACAGAACAAGAAAACGCUCUUGCAGAAUCUCUGGGAGAUAUUCUGUGGACAGCAGGGGAAUGUCGGAAAGCCAUUGUAUGUCUUGUCACCACUGAUACUUAUUUUACACCCAAUAUAGACUACAAAAUAGAUAACUUGACUGAAAGACUCCAGCUGUUUGAAUUUUUUGAGAAAGAAGCAGCUCAGAAAUUUAUCUGUGAUCAUAUACAAUGUUUCAAAGGUGAAGGAAGCCAUGGUGUGAUCUUAUUUCUAUACAGCUUGCUUUUCUCUAGGACAUUGGAAAGGCUCCAAAAAGAUCUAGACUUCACAACAUCUCAUCUGUUACAAUUCAGUCUUGGAAACUUCAUCUGUAGACAGGCAAUUCUCAACGUCAUUUUAACAGGCAGAGCAAGUCCACAUGUAUUUAAUGGGUUCCAGAAAUUUGACAGUGAAGGUGGAGUGCAAGAACUAUUGCAUGGAGUCCUGGCCCGCAGUGAUGUGGGCUAUUUACACUGGAACAAGGAGGAAGUGGAGCGUUACAGACCCUUCCAGGUUGGAAGCAUGCUAAAGACUCCUAAAUUACCCAUCUGGCUGUGCAACAUCAGUGGCAUAUACAGUGUUCUUUUCAGCACAAACAGGCUGCUCUUAUCCGACUGGAAAAUGGAACACAUCUUUGAUCUUUACUUAUAUAAUGGGCAGCCAUCACAGAAAAAAACAGUACAUCUAACAGUAGACACUCAUUCUCAUCAUUGGGAAAAGAAUCACUGUGAAGAAAGUGACCCAGAAAAGAGAUUUCCUUCUGUGGAGAUGGCAAUCAGAACGAAGUGGGAGGGGGCAGCCAUCAACUGGAAUGGGGCUGUCCCAUUCUUCUGAAGAAAGAGACUGCAAAAAUGUGGCAUCCACGGCCCUGUGACUGGCUCUGUAAAGUACGGAAGUCCACUGAGGAAAAGAAUGCUUUGUUACCAUUAGAACAAUCUUUGCCAUCUUAACAGGACUCCCAGCUUAGACUGGCAUUAUAGCCUACUACGAAUCACUUUGCAUUUGGUUAUAAAUUAUCAUUUAUGAAACAGAAGAAUUCAUUAUUAAACUCUUUUAAUCUAUACAAGAAUUCUGGGAGGGGGUGUAGUUUAUGCUACACACACACACACACACACACUUCUCACAGCUGCAGGCUGAAAAAAGAGUAAGGAGAAAAGUGGAGCAUGGCAACUUUUUGGGAGGAAGAAGGGGCCACACCAACACUAUCACUUUCUCCUAGGGCAAGCAGUGAUGUUAAUUGAAUAAUAGUAUCUCCUAUAUGUGUUGUACAUAGGGGAAAUAAAAUCAGAGUCAAUAAAGCAAGGAUAGUAUAAAUGACCAUUAUGUUCAUCUGAUGUGUAUGAAAUGCAAGCUGCUCAACGUUUCAAAUUCUUUGCACUUCUGACUUGUCACUUAAUUAAUGUCUUUGAAAAAAGAAAUCUUCUACUGUAAGUAAAGAAAGCGUCCUAGUGGACUGAGCAUAGGAUUUGAAGCUGGGAACUAGAUACAGCUCACUUCUGAGGCAUUUUUGGUUGCAAGGUACAAUAGCAUGUGAUUUUUCAAAUGCACUCAGCAUUGACCUAACUUUGCUCGCACUGGGAGCAAAUAUGAGGCAACUCUGACCAAUUAUUAAAGUCCCACCCGAAGACUUUAAAUGUGAGAAUGUAGCCCUGCUUCAAAUAUUGAAUGACAUUCAUUCCUUGAAUUUCAGAAUGGUGGAGAGUAGAACUGCACUUUCUGCACUCCAGUUGCACCCUUGUGCCAGGACUCAGUUUCACACAGGGAUUCCUUUGGCCCAGUGAUUACUACAAGGUCUUUUGUGGACAGCUGUCCCUUCCCUGUGUGCAUUCCAUAUAUAUAGGGCGACCAUCUUUUCAAAAGGCAAAAGCGGGACAUAUGCAGGAGUCCUGCACCCCCGGCUGUGGCCCCUCCCCCUGCUUCUCCUCCUCCUCUUCCCCUGAGACCCCACCCAACCCAGAGGCCCUGGCCAGGCCAGAGGCUGGAGCCGGGCUAUGGUAAGAGCAGCCCAAGGAGCCGGGCAACUGUGUGGAGCCCCAAACCCUCCACCUGCCCUGGAUGGGGGGCUGGGGUGCCCGAGACCAGACCCCAGCCAGUGUCCCUGCCCCCCCGAGCCACACCACCAAGGGCAGGUGGACAGUCCCAGGCUCCCCACAGCGGCCCAAGCUACCUGACCAGCUCUUAUUACUGCCUGGCUCACCUCAGACCCCCGCCACGGAAGAGACUAGUGCCACCCCUGAGCCUCAGGGAAAGUGCAGAGCUGUGCCGGAGGGAUUCUGGGACAAAUGCUGUCCCAGAGUCAUUCAGCCCCGGACCGGAACUUGAACUCUGCAUUUCAGGCCUGUCCCACCCAAUUUGGGACAGGUGGUCACCCCAUCCAUAUACUGCACACACCAACUUAACCGGUAAUCAGAGUCGCUACCACUUUGCUAGUAAAAAAGUUAAACUAUUACUAUGGAGUGAGUAUCUAUUUCUGGAACAACAGAGCCCUGGCAACUAACCAACUGAGUGCUACCAUAAUAGGUAUGGAGGAAACAGAAGCUGGUAGUCUGUUCAAAUGAAACUAUAACAGGAAAUUAAUUUCCACUGUAAAUUAAUUCUUACAAUUCCCCUUCAUUAUAGGACUUGGACUUUUCUGACAAAACAUUUUAUCUAGACCAAUUUCUUUAUAAUUUUGGUGAACUACAGUGAUGAGAAAAAACACUCACCCUGGGUUAGUUUCAUCCAACCCUUUUGAAAACUGCAUUUUAAUUUCAAUGAGAGGAAAAACAACAUCAUGUCAACAAGUCAGUGGUAGAGCUCUGGUAUAGAACUGGUGACUGAUUCCUGCCUCAGAUACCCAGACACAUUGACAAAUCAGGAACAGAGUAUUCUAGUGACUGCAUUUUACAAUACACUUCCUCUCAGUUUUCUUGUCAUUCUUUGUCUCUUUUUCUCUGUACAACACAUACAAAUAUUCUGUUUAUAUGUAUAAGCAUGUAAACGUUAUGUAACAUGACAUACCUGAACAUCUA
Molecule: messenger RNA, 3632 nt
Organism: Caretta caretta (loggerhead turtle)
Lineage: Eukaryota; Metazoa; Chordata; Testudines; Cheloniidae
Source: RefSeq, a predicted model, not a curated record